AUGACCUCCCGCUCGUACCGGGACGCGGUCGACUGCCUCAACUCCCUCCAGUCCAAUGCCGCCACCCUUGAAGCCGUUCGCGCCUCAGGUGGACGGCUCAGCGAGUUUGCCAUCCCCGAAAUGAUUGAGUACCUCCAGAGGAUAGGGCACAACUUGAACCAGCUGAAUGUCAUACACAUCACCGGCACGAAGGGCAAAGGCUCCACAUCCGCCUUUGUCGACUCACUCUUGCGCACCGCUCACCCCGAAUGGAAAGUCGGACUCUACACAUCUCCUCAUCUGGUCGCGGUGCGCGAGCGCAUACGCGUCGGUGGCGCCCCACUGUCCGAGGAUGUAUUCACAAAAUACUUCUUCGAAGUUUGGGACAGACUGAAGGCGAAUACAAAGACGGCACAUCCUCAGACGCCAAUUAUGCCUGGCUACUUCCGCUUCCUGACCUUGUUGGCAUAUCACACUUUCCUUGACCUCAAGGUGAGAACAUACGCUUGGAAACUCACAAACAUUGUCCCCAAACCGAUCGUCACCGGAAUCACCGCCCUCGGUAUCGACCACGUCAACGUUCUGGGCAAAACGUUGAGAGAAAUCGCUUGGCAGAAGGGUGGCAUCUUCAAGAAAGGCGUACCGGCCCUGACUGUAGAGCAACCUGAGGACGCCCUAGAGGUCUUAAAGGGCCAGGCUAUUGAGCUGGAGCUUGGUAGGCUGUUUGUCCCAGCUAUGCACCGCGUAUCUGAGACCAGUGCAGGGCUCUCUGGCAGUCACCAAUAUCAGAAUGCUACUCUGGCUGUGCAUCUUGCCAAAAGGUUCCUUACUGCCCAAACAUCAGAGUCGUAUGAGGCCGAGCUGCCCGCUAUUCUCGCGGAAGGUCUUCAGAAGACUAAGUGGCCCGGUCGCUGCCAGACGGUCUUCGAUCCCGCCCGUUCCCGGGUAACGUGGUUCCUCGAUGGUGCACACACCCGUGAAAGCCUCGAUUGCUGCAUGGACUGGUUUGUCAGCCCAGACACAGUGUUGCGCGCGAAGGAAACAACCCUUGGCCGCACUAGAGUGCUGAUCUUCAACUGCACCAAUGGACGCUCUGGAGGCGACUUCCUCGGUGGGAUGCUUGCAAAAGCCACGGAGAAGCUAAAGGCCCUUGCAGAAGAUCUGGAUGCGAAGGUGCUUUUCGACCGCGUAAUAUUCUGCGCCAACGUCACAUACGCGAACGGUGGUUUCAAGGGCGACCUCACUACGAAGGCGAUCGCGACCGAUGACCUCGCUCAGCUCAAGACCCAGAAUGAGCUGGCUUCGGCCUGGCUCUCCCUUGUUCCCUUGUUCCCGAAGGAGCACGUCCAUGUGUUGCCAUCGAUCGAGCACGCUGUCAACGUCGUGAACGACCUGGGAACUGACCAAGAAGUGGACGUUUUAGUUGCGGGUAGUUUGCACCUGGUUGGGGGUCUGAUUGAGGUCGCCGGUUUGUCAGAUGUGGCCCUAUAG
Epithele typhae is the source of this 1470-nucleotide messenger RNA. Its product is annotated as FolC bifunctional protein. The record is from RefSeq and is a predicted model, not a curated record. Gene Ontology annotation, molecular function: tetrahydrofolylpolyglutamate synthase activity; ATP binding. Gene Ontology annotation, biological process: tetrahydrofolylpolyglutamate biosynthetic process. Lineage: Eukaryota; Fungi; Basidiomycota; Agaricomycetes; Polyporales; Epitheliaceae. The transcript is spliced from 9 exons. The coding region runs from base 1 to 1470 and encodes 489 amino acids. Gene Ontology annotation, cellular component: mitochondrion; cytosol; cytoplasm.